UACUUCAAAAUUGUAGCCUACUUAAGUACAGUACUUGAGUAAAUGUGCUCAGUUACAUUCCCCUAUUGUUAUCUUUAAUGCAUUGAAUAACUUGUUUUCUAAAUAAGGAAAUAAGGAAAUUAUGAAUUAUAUUAUAUUAUAAAUACAUUUCCGAUGAAGACAAUAAGAUGCCAGAUUGCAUUCAAAAUGGGUGGACCCCCCCCCUGCCCUUACCGAGGCCACAGAGGGUGAGGUGCUAUGGAGGUGCAGCUGCACCACAUUGUUUGGCUGCGGUGGUGACGCGCGUGCACUCCGGUCCGACAGAUGGAGGUGUGCCUACGACAGUUGCAAUGCUCAACCCACAGCGGAAGCAAAGGUAUUUUUGGAUUGGCGUGUUUAAGUCUUGCGACACUUGUGGACGCAGCCGGUAGCGUCAAACCCUUGUGCAAGCCGCACAAGGUCAGCGGCCCGUGCGUGAACUGCUGCUGUCAGCUGGCCGCGACUUGCAGUCCGUUAGGAGAGCACGUUGUAGAAGCAACGACAGAGCCGAUCCCGUUCUUUAGUCCCGAUCAUCAAUAACUCAGACCUUAAGUUGCCUCAGAGAUGGCCAGAGGAAGCCGCAGCCACCACUCAGCUCCAGCCAGCCCAGCUGUAUCCCAUGCUCCGGCCCCCGCUCAUCCACCUCCCGCUGCGCUGGCCCCGGCUCCAGCUCAGUCCCAGGGUCCGGGCCUCAUGGCCCAGAUGGCUACCACAGCUGCUGGGGUGGCAGUAGGCUCAGCUGUGGGCCACGUCCUUGUCAGCGCCCUGACAGGACCAAGUGGUGGAAGCAGCAGCGCAGAGCCAGCCAAGCCCACUUACCAGGAGCCCCCCCGGCCUGCUCCAGCCCAGCCAGGCCCAUGUCACUUUGAGGUCAAACAGUUCCUCGACUGUGCCACCAACCAGUCAGACCUGAGUCUAUGUGAGGGCUUCAAUGAGGCGCUCAAACAGUGCAAGUUCUCCCGCGGUGUGACAUCACUGGUGUGAAUGAUGGCCAUCAGCGGUCGUGACGGACAUACUUCAAUAAUGAAACAUACUGUAGACAUGACCACAUAACACAAAAAUGUGAACGUGUACCUCAGGCGGUGAGCAUGUUGGUUUUUGUUGAUGGAUGACAGUGUAAUGUAUGAAAUGUUUUUAGCAUGUACAGUGAUUCAACUCUUAAUAAAUAGCUGCUAUCUACUUGCA
Molecule: messenger RNA, 1203 nt
Organism: Anarrhichthys ocellatus (wolf-eel)
Lineage: Eukaryota; Metazoa; Chordata; Actinopteri; Perciformes; Anarhichadidae
Gene: chchd10
Product: coiled-coil-helix-coiled-coil-helix domain containing 10
Exons: 4
Coding region: 583-1002 (139 amino acids)
Biological process (GO): mitochondrion organization
Cellular component (GO): mitochondrion; nucleus
Source: RefSeq, a predicted model, not a curated record